This is a messenger RNA of Miscanthus lutarioriparius, 2328 nucleotides long. The record is from the annotation of a GenBank genome assembly. NCBI's taxonomy places the organism in Eukaryota, Viridiplantae, Streptophyta, Magnoliopsida, Poales, Poaceae.
AUGGGGUGCGCGCAGUCGCGGAUCGAGAACGAGGAGGCGGUGGCCCGCUGCAAGGAGCGGCGCCAGCUGAUGAAGGCGGCCGUCGCGGCGCGGAACGCCUUCGCCGCCGCGCACUCGGCCUACGCCGCCUCGCUCAAGGACACCGGCGCCGCGCUCUCGGAGUUCGCGCACGGGGAGGGCUUGCCCCCGCCGUCGCCGCCGCCGGGGGCGUCGGACGAGACGGCGGCGCCCGUUGCCGCGCAGGGCGGGAUCGGCGCGGCAGCGGCGGGGGCCUCGGCGUCGGGGGCCGACGCGAUAAUGCCGCCGCCGCCGCCGCUCGACUCGCUGCCACCGCCCCCGCCGCCUCUGCCGGAUUUCUCGCCGUCGCCGGCGAAGAUCCACCGCUCCAUCAGCAUGCCACUGCCGCCGUCGUCGGGCAACAAGAAUCCUGCCAUGCUCCACAGCGACUCCAUUAGGGAGGAGGACGAGGACGAGGACGAGGACGAGGCAGAGAGGGAGGAGGAAGAGGAGGAUGACGGCCACCUCGACGACCGUCGGCAGCGGUUGCGCCACCGCCCGCCGGUGCCCCAGCCCUUGUCGCCGCCGCCACCGGAGACGCCGGUUACUCCUCAGCCUCCGCCACCUCCUCCCCCGCCCUCGUCGGAGAUGAAGGCCGGAGUUGACACGUGGGACUAUUUCUUCUCCAUGGACGAGGGGAUGGCCUCCAUCGCCCCUGAUGAUGAGGAGAUCAUGGCGGAGCCGGAACCGCCAUCGCCACCGCGCGUGCCUCAUUCCCCUCCGCUGGCGGCCGUGCCGCUAUCUGAGGAGUUUGGGGAGGAGCCGCGGACGCCGGAGAUGGCCACUCCACCUGCGUCUCUGCCUCCGAAGCCGCUGAAGCACUCGUCCAAAAAGAAGGGAAAGGGGAAGCUUAAGGCGGCGCACCAUCAACACACAGAGUCGGCGCCACCGGUCACGCUGGUCACCGGUGGUAGGGCGGGUAAGGUAGUCCACGCCGAGAUGCCGCGUGUGGACCUCCUCCGCGUGCUUGCAGAAAUCGACGAGCGGUUCUUGAAGGCGUCAGAGAGCGCCGGUGAGGUAUCCAAGGCGCUGGAGGCCAACAGGAUGCAUUACCACUCCAAUUUCGCCGACAACCGAGGGCAUAUUGAUCAUUCUGCAAGAGUCAUGAAAAUAAUUACAUGGAAUAGAUCCUUCAAAGGAAUGCAAAAUGGUGAUGAUGGGAAGGAUGACUUCGAAAAUGAUGAAUUGGAGCCCUUGGCAACUGUAGUAGAUAAAAUCUUAGCAUGGGAGAAAAAGCUCUAUGAUGAAGUGAAGGCUGGUGAGAUUAUGAAGCUUGAGUAUCAGAGGAAGGUUGCUUUGUUAAAUAGACAAAAGAAACACAAUGCUGCCAUUGAAGUUCUUGAGAAAACGAAAGCUGCGGUAACGCACUUGCAUACUAGAUACAUAGUUGAUAUGCAAUCAAUGGAUUCGACUGUGUCAGAAAUUCAGCAUCUCCGUGAUAAUCAACUUUACCCAAGACUAUUGGAUCUUGCUGACCGGAUGGCAAAAAUGUGGGAGGACAUGCACAUGCAUCACGCAAACCAGCUGGAAACUGUCCUAAAUCUGAAGUCAGUUGAUAUUUCUGAUUCCAGUAUUGAAACAAGUGAUUAUCACCACAGCCACACACGACAGCUGCGAGAUAUUGUAGAUAAGUGGAUAACAAAUUUUACUGACCUCAUGAACUAUCAAAAGGAAUACAUAAAUGCUCUCUAUAGCUGGUUGAAGUUGAACCUUAUACCCAUAGAGAGCAGCUUGAAGGAGAAAGUAACAUCACCACCCAGGAUGCAACAACCUCCUAUCAAAGCCUUUCUUCAAGCCUGGAAUGAGCACCUAACCAAGCUGCCUGAUGAUCUUGCCAAGACAGCCAUUGUCACUUUACGAGCAGUCUUGGAUACCAUAUUAGGUGUUCAAGAUGAGGAGUUGAAACAGAAGGAGACCUGUGAGCAGACUCGUAGGGAGUACAUGCGUAAGGCCCGGGCCUUUGAGGAUUGGUACCACAAGCAUUCACAGCGCAAACCGUUCGACGUUGAUCCAGAGAGCGGUGAGGGGAUAGGACAUAAGGAUGCAGUCACAGAGAAGAAAUUCGUGGUGGAGAGCUUGAAGAGCAAGCUUGAUGAUGAGAUUGAAUCCCAUAAUAAGCUAUCAAAGCAGGUCAGGGAGAAGUCCCUCUCAAUCCUGAAGGCACAUCUGCCAGAGUUGUUCCGCGCUCUGACCGACUUCUCCAGCGCCUCUUUUGAUAUGUACUCGAAGCUGAGGCUGAUGUCGUUGAUGCAGGAUCAGGGAAACAACUAG